CUCUCUCUCUCUCUCUAUUUCUUGAUGACCUUCCUUUUCCUGUACAAAAAGGAGCAGGGGGGUUGCCGCUUCGCCUCGCCACGCCAUUGCCUCAUCGGACCUUGGUCGGAUCGCGAACAGGUUCCUAACUUCCGACCCAAAUGCGGGUCGCUCAUGAUCCUUGUCGGCGCGAAUGAAUUUUUGGGAAAGUGAUUAGCGAAUCGGUCUGCGAUUUCGGCGUGCGCCUCGAGACCAGGAUCAUAGAGAAUUGCAGUUGCUGAAUUUGGUAUUUUUAUUGCUAACAGGGUUGUUGGGAAUGUGCUCCUUAAUGCCGGCGUGUGAAAUUCUGCUUCGCGAAGGAUGUCAAUUCGUGGCAUUGCAGCAGCUCUUGAAGAUAUGUGGAAAUUAAACUGUUUUUUUGUGAUGGUUCACCUGCGAACUUGAAAAUGAGCCUAUGUUGAUGAAUUUACUGGACUGGAUGGAUCUAAAGGAGAAUACUUUGAUUCUGCAGCGUCAAAGAAAUAUCAGAUUGGGAAUUAUGUUCAAUGAUUUUUACGCUAGCAAAUUUUGGUUACAAGGACUGAUAAGCUCUGGAACAUUUUGAUUUAAAUCAGGCUUAAUAUGACAAGAUAAUGCGGAACAGGAAACAUGGCAACUACUCCUGUAGAUCCCUGUGUUUCCUGUCAGGUGCUUCCGCUAGCACCUAAGUCUGAAGAGGAUUGUAAUGAUAUGAAUGGUGUAGCUUCAGAAACUAGUGAACUGCAGAUUGUCCAAGAGAAAAUCAUCUGUCCUAUUGACAAUGCUCUCAGUUGCAGGGAAGGUUGCAAUGAGCAUCUCAAACCUAUAAAUAAUGAGUACCCAGUUGGUGUGCAUCCUUCUAGUGAUGAGGAUGGAGUGCCUGUUGAAGUGGUUCCAGAUUCUCGGGUGAGUGAUUUGGAGACUCCGGGAGUUGCUGAUUCAGUGGCAUCCCUGAAUACAGGGUUGACAUCUCAGGAUGCUCCAUCUGAAGACACCAAGUAUGAAGAUUCUGGGCAGUCUACUACAGCUGCUUCUGUUGGAGACUCUGGGGGCCAACCUCUUAAUGAUGCACCGAAAGGUCAGAUCAUUGGUGUUCCUGCAGAAGAUGACUCUACUGAAAGCAAGGAAAGGUUCAGGCAGCGCCUUUGGUGCUUUCUAUUUGAGAAUCUUAAUAGGGCUGUUGAUGAACUUUAUCUUCUGUGUGAGCUAGAAUGUGACUUGGAGCAGAUGAAAGAGGCCAUUCUUGUAUUGGAGGAAGCUGCAUCCGAUUUUAAGGAGCUAGCCUCUAGAGUAGAGAAAUUUGAAAAUGUGAAAAAGUCCACUUCAUCAUCUCCUGAUUUACUACCAGUAAAUUUGAAGACUGAUCAUCGCCGGCCACAUGCUCUCUCUUGGGAGGUACGUAGAAUGACGACUUCACCCCACAAAGCAGAGAUACUAUCUUCAUCUGUUGAGGCUUUCAGGAAAAUACAACAUGAAAGGGCAAGUCUUCAUCUUGCCGACGGUGCAAAUUCUCUGGCAUCUGAGUGUAUAAAAUGCCAACAUAUGCUGGACAGUCUAAGUAAGUCUGAUGGAAAAAGUGAUACAACUGUCAGUAUUAAAGAUACAUCCCCAAAAUCUAGAAAGCAUAAUGGAAGCUCUGAUCUUGUCUGUGGGAGCUCGACUGUAGAGAUGCAAAAGGUCUCAUCAGGGAGGCCCAGCAAAGUAAAUUUUGGACAAAAUGGCCAUGUCACUUCCCAAAACUUACGCUCUCCAGGAGACUUUGACAUUUUAAAGCCACAUUCGAAGAAUGGAAGUGCAUCUUGCUCUGCAAGAAAGAGCUCCAGAGAGCAAGGAUCUGAACCAGAGAAGCUGAUUGCUCGGAAGGACAAAGUCCUGUCAGAGGGUACAGUUCAGAGACAGCCCAAAUACGUGGAUCAUUUAAAAAGGCAUGGUCCAUUUUGUGGAAAUGAUAGGGAAAAAAGAAACAUAAAUUCAUGGAAGACCUUAGAUGCUUGGAAGGAGAAGAGGAACUGGGAGGAGAUACUUUCAUCUCCAAUUCGUGUCUCUUCACGUAUCUCGCAUUCCCCAGGACUGAACAGGAAAAGUGCUGAGCGUGCACGAACUCUGCAUGAUAAACUAAUGUCCCCUGAGAAGAAGAAGAAAACUGCUCUGGAUUUGAAAAAGGAAGCAGAGGAAAAACAUGCACGAGCUAUGAGGAUCAGAAUUGAGUUAGAGAAUGAGAGAAUGCAAAAGUUGCAGCGCACAUCAGAAAAGUUGAACCGUGUGAAUGAAUGGCAAGCCGUCCGCAGCAUGAAGUUGAGGGAAGGAAUGUAUGCUCGUCAUCAACGCAGUGAAUCUCGACAUGAAGCUUUUCUAGCUCAGGUUGUGAGGAGAGCUGGUGAUGAAAGCACCAAAGUUAAUGAAGUUCGUUUCAUCACUUCCUUAAAUGGAGAGAAUAAGAAGCUCAUGUUGCGUCAGAAGCUCCAUGAUUCUGAGGUGAGGAGAGCUGAGAAACUUCAGGUGAUGAAAACAAAGCAGAGAGAAGAUUUGGCAAGAGAGGAAGCGGUAAUAGAACGUAGAAAACUCAUUGAAGCUGAGAAACUACAACGUCUUGCAGAGACACAGAGAAAAAAGGAAGAGGCACAAGUUAGGAGAGAAGAGGAACGUAAAGCAUCAAGUGCGGCACGAGAGGCCAGGGCAAUGGAGCAGCUUCGGAGGAAGGAAGUUAGAGCAAAGGCCCAGCAAGAAGAAGCUGAACUUCUUGCACAAAAAUUAGCUGAGAGACUUCGUGAGAGUGAACAGCGUCGCAAGUUUUAUCUGGAACAAAUUAGGGAGAGGGCUUCAAUGGAUUUCAGAGAUCAAUCCUCGCCUUUACUACGGCGGUAUGUAAACAAGGAGUCUCAGGGAAGAGAUAGUAAUGAAGAUGAUCAAGCAAAUGUAAGUCCAGGCACAACUACUCUGGCUACAGGCAACGCUGUAGCUCAGCAUUCACUGAAACGAAGAAUUAAAAGGAUUCGCCAAAGGCUUAUGGCUCUGAAAUAUGAAUAUCCUGAACCUUUGCUUGGUUCUGAAAAUACUAGUAUUGGAUAUAGGACAGCAGUAGGGACAGCCAGGGCCAAAAUUGGUAGGUGGCUUCAAGAACUUCAAAGACUUCGGCAAGCUAGAAAAGAAGGGGCUCCAAGUAUAGGAUUGAUAAUUGCUGACAUGAUUAAGUUUCUAGAUGGAAAGGACCCUGAACUGCAGGCUUCACGCCAAGCUGGUUUGAUUGACUUCAUAGCUUCUGCCCUCCCUGCCUCUCAUACGUCAAAGCCUGAAGCCUGCCAGGUGACAGUGCAUCUUUUGAAACUUUUGAAGGUGGUGCUCUCAGUGCCUGCAAACCGGAGUUAUUUUCUUGCACAGAAUCUGUUGCCUCCUAUUGUACCCAUGCUAUCAGCAGCUCUCGAAAACUAUGUAAAGAUUGCAGCAUCUUUAAACAUUAGCAGUAGCACUGGAAACAACGUAAUUUCAAGUAAAACGUCUGUUGAAAACUUCGAAAUAACAUCUGAAGUUUUAGAUGGUUUCCUUUGGACCGUGACAGCAAUAAUUGGUCACAUCAAUCCAGAUGAGCAACAGCUCCAAAUGAGGGAAGGCUUGCUGGAAUUGUUGAUUGCCUAUCAGGUGAUUCAUCAUCUGCGAGAUCUGUUUGCACUCUAUGAUCGGCCCCAGGUUGAAGGGUCCCCAUUUCCUUCCUCCAUUGUUUUGAGCAUUCAUCUAUUGGUAGUUUUGACAGCCAGGCCUGGGGCAAAAAAUAGUAUUGACCGGGAAUUUUUCCCAGCAGAAACUGAAGGGGGAUUUGAAAGUGCUGGAGCUAAACCUGUGGAUUCUGCAGGUUUGGGAAAUUUCUCAGAGGAUAACUCCUUUCACAAUCAGAGACAUCAUGAAGAGGGUGGUAGCAGAGUAGUGCCCUCACCUGGGGUAUCUGAGAUUUUACCUUCAAAUAAAGGCAGCGAGAUAAUGAAGAGUAAUGAGGCACAAUCUGCUGUUAGGGACAGUGAAAAGGCUCUUAUGGGAGAUAGUGCAGUUCAGCAGGAUAGUAGUCCGGUCACGAUUCAUGUUACUGCUGAAACAGAGCAAAACCUGACGGAGGAUAUUGCUGAACCUUCUAUACCUCUGGAAGACUGUAAAUUGUUGGUGAACAACUGUGGUCAGCAAAAAGAUGAAACCACAUCAAGCUCAAAGCAACCGGUGGCAUUGCUUCUUUCUGCUAUCUCAGAAACCGGUUUAGUCAGUCUUCCUUCUCUGUUAACCUCCGUGCUUUUACAAGCAAACAAUAGGUUGUCGCAAGAUCAGGCUCCCUAUGUCCUUCCAUCUAAUUUUGAAGAAGUAGCCACUGGAGUGCUGAAGUUCCUUAACAAUUUGGCAUAUCUUGAUAUUGCAAUAAUGCAGAAAAUGCUGGCUAGGCUGGACCUCAAGAUGGAAUUUUUCCAUUUGAUGAGUUUUUUCCUCUCUCAUUGUAACAGCAAGUGGAAAUCACCAAAAGACCAGGUGGGCCUUCUUUUAAUUGAAUCGCUCUUGCUUCUCGGUCACUUUGCUCUCUUCCACACUGAGAAUCAAGCAGUCCUGCGGUGGGGAAAUAGUCCUACCAUUCUUCACAAGGUAUGCGAUCUGCCUUUUGUCUUCUUCAGCGACCCAGACCUGAUGCCAGUAUUAGCUGGUACAUUGGUUGCCGCUUGUUACAGGUGUGAGCAGAAUAGGGGUGUUAUUCAACAGGAGCUCAGCAUUGACAUGCUACGCUCAUUACUGAAAUCAUGCAAAAAUGCUUCACCCUCAAGUCGAUCCCAUCAAGUUUUAGACAAUUCCCCUUUUAAUUCCUGUGAGAAUGUUCAGCUGGGUCUUGAAAGUAAAAAGCCUCAAGCAGACAAACUGAGGCCUAGCCGGGGCAGUGGCAGAAACUCUAGAAACUCUCUAAUCAAGGGUUUUUCUGCUGGAAAUAAUGCCAGGCUAGGGAAGAAGAGAGAAAAAGCAGUAAAAGUUUGUGAAGAAACCGCUGCUAAAUAUGACUUACCGAUAACUGGUACUACGACCACAUUGCAUUCUAAAUUCCCUGACAGCUUCAUUGAUAGCGCCGACAAAUUCUUUGCAGCAGGUUUUAGUGAACUGGGCGACGCAUGAUAAGUUCUUUCGAAACAUGAAAGUCUGGCCAGCAAUUCAAAUCUGAAGCAGCAGCUAACCGAUUGUCGUUGGUCUUGUUCAUCUGGUAUGCAUUAUAUUUGUCUGCUUAUCUUAACAACAAAAAUGAAGCUUCAGGAAAGGGCGGUGUUGGGCGACAAUUUCUGUUUUGUUAUGGGCAGUUGGUGGAAGAAAAUGCCGAACAGGAUGAUAAGGCUCUAACCUUUGGCAGGCUAAGCUGUCUUUGUAACUAUACAUGCCAUUCUGUAUAAGCACAUACUAUCCGCAGCCUCGUUCUUUUCCAAUACUUUCCAGUACAGUCAAGUGAUAUAGAAGUGGGUAAAUCUUUCGUUGCCUUUAGCUAUAAGAGGUGGGCGAAGCCCAGCAUGAAUUAUCGAACUUAUUUCUUAUAACAGAGAAGCUGUUGUUCACGGAA
Eucalyptus grandis is the source of this 5560-nucleotide messenger RNA. RefSeq lists its product as uncharacterized. The record is from RefSeq and is a predicted model, not a curated record. Bases 628 to 5127 code for a protein of 1499 amino acids. The transcript is spliced from 8 exons. NCBI's taxonomy places the organism in Eukaryota, Viridiplantae, Streptophyta, Magnoliopsida, Myrtales, Myrtaceae.